Messenger RNA from Clonostachys rhizophaga, 264 nucleotides. NCBI's taxonomy places the organism in Eukaryota, Fungi, Ascomycota, Sordariomycetes, Hypocreales, Bionectriaceae. The record is from the annotation of a GenBank genome assembly.
AUGAACAUUCGGAAGACUCGAUGCGAUGUUUCGGAGAAUUGGGAAGUUGUUGGGAUCGCUGUCGUCCGCAUCACUGUCGUCCGCAUCGUUGCCAUCAGAAUUGCCAUCCGAAUCGCCGUCACUCCAAUCGCCGUCGUCCCAGCCGUGAUGGCUUUCCCCCGAAUUACGAUCGUUCGAAUCGCUGUCGUCCGCAUCGUUGGAACAGAUGCAAAGGUCACGGCAAUACUGGCCCAGCCCGGAGUUCUCCUGGAGCGUUCGCUGUAG